GCCCCGCGGUCCCCUUAUUUGGAUCUGCGGGAAUGUGGGCUGGAGCGGUCCUGCCGCGGUACCAGCCUCCAUCCUGCCCCCGGGACUGCCCCUGACCCAGGCGCACCCGCUGCUCGGUGGCAGGAGGGCCGGCGGAGCGCCAUGGCCUGCAUCCUGAAGUUGCUGAAGCUUGAGGUCACGAUCUGGUGGAAGUGACUACUAGAAGAAGGCAAGUGUGCAUUGUAUUCUGUUGUACUUGUCAUCUGGAGCACACAGUGUACUUGAAGGUAAAAUAUGCUGAAUGACAGAAUCAUUCAACCCCUAUGAAAGAAAAAGAGAGGAGUAAAGCAACCUCCUUCUGUGACUGCCUUUGGUUGAAAGUCAUUCAUUCUUCUUCUUUUUUUUUUUUUUAAUGUUUUGUAGAGAAAGUCUGUGAUUGCUGUGAGCUUCAUAGCAGCGUUCCUUUUCCUGCUGGUCGUGCGUCUUGUAAAUGAAGUGAAUUUCCCUUUGCUACUAAACUGCUUUGGACAACCUGGUACAAAGUGGAUACCAUUCUCCUACACAUACAGGCGGCCCCUUCGAACUCACUAUGGAUACAUAAAUGUGAAGACACAAGAGCCUUUGCAACUGGACUGUGACCUUUGUGCCAUAGUGUCAAACUCAGGUCAGAUGGUUGGCCAGAAGGUGGGAAAUGAGAUAGAUCGAUCCUCCUGCAUUUGGAGAAUGAACAAUGCCCCCACCAAGGGGUAUGAAGAAGAUGUUGGCCACAUGACCAUGAUUCGAGUUGUGUCCCAUACCAGCGUUCCUCUUUUGCUAAAAAACCCUGAUUAUUUUUUCAAGGAAGCAAAUACUACUAUUUAUGUUAUUUGGGGCCCUUUCCGCAAUAUGAGGAAAGAUGGCAAUGGCAUCGUUUACAACAUGUUGAAAAAGACAGUUGAUAUCUAUCCGAAUGCCCAAAUAUAUGUGACCACAGAGAAGCGCAUGAGUUACUGUGAUGGAGUUUUUAAGAAGGAAACUGGAAAAGACAGAGUCCAGUCUGGCUCGUAUCUCAGCACAGGGUGGUUUACCUUCAUUCUGGCCAUGGACGCCUGUUAUGGCAUUCACGUCUACGGGAUGAUAAAUGACACCUAUUGCAAGACAGAAGGGUAUAGAAAAGUCCCCUACCAUUACUAUGAACAAGGAAGAGAUGAGUGUGAUGAAUAUUUUCUUCAUGAACAUGCCCCAUAUGGGGGUCAUAGGUUUAUCACUGAAAAGAAAGUGUUUGCUAAAUGGGCCAAGAAGCACAGGAUAAUAUUUACACAUCCAAACUGGACAUUGUCUUGAUAAUGGUUUUUCUGAUCUUGCCACAUCACUUAACGUGAUCCCCAUACUGCAACUGUGAUGCUGAUGAUGCUAAUGGAGAUGAUGGUAACGAUAAAGACAACAACAAUGAUUAUCAAGUUCCUGUACACUCUCAGAUGUGGAUGGUGACUCUGCUAGUAAUUUAAACUCAGCAUUUCAUGGAGGAUGGUUGUGCUCAUGAUGUUCUUUCUGGAGGUUCAACACUACAUACAGCACUUUAUAAUUUAACUGGAAUUGAGAUGAAGGCCAGUGACAUGACAACUGUGACCUAAGAAAUGGGAAGAUUAUCCUUCAAGAUAGCUGCCUAGAAUUGUUCAACAGUGAGUAACUUCCAAAAGCCAAAAGAGUUUGGCCUCAUGAGGCGAGGUGAUUGACUCAAUGGCUUCUUGAAUCUCAGCAGCUCCGCCAUCUUGAAGAAUGAUUGAUUUUCAAACACUGACCCAAGAACUGCUAUCAGGGUGCAAGUAUCUUACUAGUUAGCCUAAGGAUGGGAAAAUAUCACUUCCUAAUAUACCAUCUUUCUACAGUAUUUCCUACAGCUAAAGCCUCAGGCCAUUGCCUAAUUAAUAAUGAAGAUUUAAUGGACGUCCUACACUGCAGGAUUACUUGACUAUCACAAACACAUAAAUCAAAAUGGGCUAAGUAGCAAAUCUUGAUGAAUUUCCACUCUUACCAUCCAUUCUUACUACCGACAAUAUAACUGAACAUGUGAUUAGAAUGAUCUAUAUUAAUUUUUAGUUAUUUUUGGUUGAGUCCUAAAUAUUUCGGAAGGCUACUUAAUAUGUAAGAUACCAACUUCAACACUGUAGUAACAUAUACUGUGAAAACAUUCCUAAAACAUAACCAAAGGGUUUACUAACUCUGCUUCAACAUCCAACAACACAAAACCGUAUGAUUUUUAAAAUCAUGAAACACAGAAAGCAAAGCAUAUUUUUACAUCAAUUUGUAUCCUAUCAUACUUCAUAAUAUAUAUUUGUAUAUUCAAAUUUCUAUUUUAUAGGCCCAAGAUGUGUUUCUCUAAACAAUACAUUCUCAUUGCCAAGUGCCAACUGUUAGACAUGGAGAGGAAAUGAUUCCUUAUAUUAAACCUGACCAGAGCUUUUGCCUUGUAGGAAUUUAUUUUUCCCAUAGUGUGUCAGUUGUUAUGCCACAAUAACAACAAUAAUAAUGACCUUAAUGUCCAAGGUACUUUGUCAUUUACAGUCCUUUAACAUCUGUUAUACCAUGUGAUGCCCCUGAACACCCCAUGGGACUAUUGUCUGUGUAUUCUGCUAUCUCUUUAGUAGAUGAUCUGUAAUUUGGUCAUUGUUCUGUGAUAUUCCAGAUUGUUCUACUUGCUAAUAUUUGUAUAGAAUAGAAUUUAUGUAAACUAGUAACCAGUUGAUCUCUGUGCCAAAUACAUUAUAUCAGGAUUACACAAAAAGUUUCACAAAGGAUGGUCUUGGCCAUAUGCUAGGACCCCUGUGAAAAUAAGUAGUUUUGAGUAGUUUUUCUAUAUACAUAUAUAUACGUGUGAUUCUAUUUAGGGGGGGAAAUGAAAAAGCAGGGACAAUGGGAGGAAAUGAAGGCAGAGAAAUAUAGUUUCCUGUCCUAGGGUUGAGACAAUUCUAUUUUUCAUAUACUCAUUGCUCAUUAAAUAUUAAAGGGUUGAUUUGCUGAGAGAGUAGCUGAGAGUUCAAAAACAUCCUUGCAGAAUGAUUCAAAAGACAAAAGCCAGGCUCAGCUUACAGAAUGUUUUGGAGACUGGAAGUAAUGAUACAUUUCACUUCAGAAGCACUUGUAGGUAUUUACUAGUGCUAAGUAUUAUGGUGAGCUAUCAUUAAAAUGUGCCAUCUUGGAUAAAGGCCUUUUGCCUGCUGUCUUCUGCCAUUUUGAUACCUCAAUAUUCACACCCAUAAAAAUUACUAAGCCCCAGUUCUAUCCUCAGAAGGAGUUGUUAUUCUGUUGUUCCCUUAUGCAAUUUUUAAUUCUAUGAAUGUUAAGUUUUUUUGAACUAAUGAUAGAUAGAAAUGUCUACUGAAAGAAAAAUAAACAGAGACAAAUGUUAAAAUUGCCAUACAGACUGUUUUUCCCCCUGUUGUUUCACCUUAAAAUAAAAAGAAAUCCUUGAUUAAUCAGAAUGCCUUGGGACAUGAACUUAAUUUAUUUAGUUUUCUCAUAAAUGAAGGGCCAACUCUUAUUUGUUUUAACCCCUGCCGAUGAGAAACAUUUGAAAACUUGCUUGCUCUCCUGCCUCGUUGUAGCUUUCUCUGAUGAAGACUUUUGCAGUAUAUUGUAUCCUUCACUCAAUGGCGGAAGUUGUGUGUGGAAUAUGUAGACUCCAGUGUUUUCUUAGGAGGGGUGGAAAGGGGCUUUUUUUUCUCUCCUCUCCUCUUUCUUUCCUUUCUUUUUGCAUCUAAACUGCUACUCUACAUUUUUUAUUGUUGUUUUCUUUGUCUUUUUCUUUCUACAAGCGGGAAACAAACAAACAAAAAAGCACAAGUUUUUCUCAAUUUGGAAACUCAGUUGAGUGAUUUCCAGUAUAAUCAGCAUUUUGAUAGAAUCUCACAACUUAUUUUUCUCUGCUUUUAUUUCCUGUUUUUCUUUGUUCCAUCUUUCUAAUUCUAGUGAAAAUGCAAAGUCUAAUUUCUCCCAUGUUGAGAAUAAAUUUUUCAUCUAUGAUUUACUGAUAGAGAAGAGCUUGGUAAGGGAGCAAUUCAAGGAGACUAUUUUGCCAUGCAAAUUUCUGAUCAAUUCCCACAGAUUCUGGUGAAAUGAACGAUAUCCUAUCCAACAUUUAAACAUUGAAAAAUUUAACUGAACUUACUUAUCACUGAUGGGUAUUUAUCCCAGAAACUAAUAUGUGAAAAAUAAAAAUAUUUCAAUACUAUCCGGGGCUCUAGGAAAAUGAACUAUAAAAAUGGGUCACAAUUUUUCUGAAAUUGGCAUGAAAACAUUCAAGAUAAAAAUAAUAGACUAAAUAUUAUUUUCUAUUCUGCAUAAUUCUAUGAAAAAGCAAAGUAAUUUUUUAAAAGUUUUCAAAUGAAUGUUUGAAUCUUUUCCAACUUAACCAAGUGAGAAGUAGUAAUGAUUUACAUUGUUAUGAUGAUAAUAUGAAUAAGAAACCUUUUAGAGUAUAUGAUUUUACAUUGCUAUCAAAGCUAUCAAAGAAAAAGCAAUUGGGAUUUGGAGGAAUGUUUGUAUAUAUGCACAUAGAGUCCAUUUGUGUGUGUGUGAACACACAUAUAUAUACAUUAUAUACUUAUAACUAUAUAUAAAGGCAUAUGUAUAAUCCUAUAUUCUUCACUGGUGUGUGUGAAUCAUAGAAAACCCUAUUUUAGACUUCAUCUGAAAUUUGUUGGGUUACAUUUUGAAUCCUGAUGAAAAAAGCAAAAAUCCAAAUUAAAUGGACUGAUUGCUAAGAGUACAUAAAAUCAUAUUCAAAAGCUGGCCAGAAGAAUAAAGCUGGAGAAGCUGCUAAAUCUAGAAAACACAAUUAGAUGCCACAGUUGUCACAAAUCAGACUUGUAAGUAUAGCAAUCUGUAUUGUGGAUUCUGCCGAUUGCAGGCUUAGCUAAAGUCACAUUGAAAAACAUUGCAUCAAGCUUCAUUCACACUGAAGUAAAUGAACAUUGGUCCUCCUAUUCAAAUAAGCCAGUCUUUAGCAUAAGCAAAAUCCAGAUUUGCAUGAUUUUUAUUAUAUAGCUAGAGAACUGUGACCACUGUGAAAACAGAAAUUUAUAUAAGGAGAUCGCUCUUGGAGGAAUUGGUAUGAAUCAGCUGAGGUAGGAACAAGAGUCUGAAUUGGGGACCUGCUAACCUUCCAAGAAGUAGAAGGCCAUCAGAAGAGAACGACUGUUACUUAGAAAAGAGACAACACUAAAGUACUUCACCUGGUAGUGUUAAUUGGAUGUUAAUUAUGAGCUUGGUUUAAUUUCAAUAAGCAAGAAAAUAUAAUCAGAUGACUGAUUUUUAAAAAAGAACAAAAACAAUGGGCCCAUCUAGCCUUUAAUGUGACAUGUCAAAUGCAAACAAUAAAUUAUGUUAGUCAGUGUCCAUUGUUUGCAUGGCUUAGCACAACAAAGGAUUUACAGUCUGGGGCCAGGAGGGAAAAAAUACUUUUUUCUUAAAACAACAUAUUUAAAAGACAAGACCUCAUCAUUUUAGUAGUGUACAUAGAUUAGUGACUGAAGGAGCCAGUGCUAGCCUUUGUAAGUAGUGUAGGCUUUUAGAGCUGAAAGAGAUUUUAAAGACCAGCCAAUUCAACUCCUACACCUUGGAGCUGAGGAAACAGAGGUGAAGUGAUUUGCCUGUAGUAAUAAACUGGACUAAUGGCAGUACUGAGACUCAAAUUCUUGUCUCAUGUUUUCUUCUCUAGUAAUUUUUCCACUACACUUUUUAGACAGAAGAGUAGCUGGGAAAAAAAAUGCCUAACUGAUUUUACUAAAGAGUCUAUUCAUGGACUCCAAGGGCUCCAAAUUGUGUUAAUUCUGCUCAGGAUGAGCACACUGAAGUGGAGAAAUAUUUUCAUAAUUGAAGGAACAUAUCUCAUUGAUUGUCUACACCCUCUGUUCUCUCUGUUUGUUGCUAUUGGUAAGGCUAGGCUAUGUUCUGCUAUCACAAAAUUCUAGGACUUGUUUAAAGAACAUAAAGGUGAGUUUCUUACUUUCUCUUUGUAAGUAGCAAGCCAUUGAUACACCAAGAGCUGUUGAGUGUUGGAGGUUGCCUGGUGAAACUGGCAGGCCCUGUUGCUGACAUUUCCCCAGAGCUAAAGUGUCCUCAUAUUCAAACCAACUCUGCUGCUCAAGUUAGUGAAAUUAUCCAUCAGCACUAACACUACCCUUUGGGUUAAUGCUCAUCCCUGUGCUAUAUGUGACCUUUGAGCCUAGAUACCCUUCUGGAAGGUGAAUGAAAGCCCAAAAUGUCCCGCAAGACUUAGUCUGCAUAAAGCAUUGAAAAGGAUUUUUUUUUCUCUACAGUCCAUUUAUAUGAUACUGUUAGAAGUGAAGAAUUUUGAAACUACAUACAAUGGCCUCUGGAAAUGGUUCCUGUGGCUCAGAAAUAGUAUAUUGUUCUGUUGCUUGUUUUUGCUGAACUGUAGAGAAAACACCAGAGCAAAAUUCCAUGUAAAUUGCUAAGGCAUCAAAUCAGAACUGUCCUUGGGCAUUGUAACAGUGCAGAAAAUCUCAUUCAGUUUUUUUCUUUUUUUUAGUUAACUACUUUUUUGUUUCCUUUCAGAAUAGGCAGAAUUUUUUUUUUUUUUUUUUUGAGUAGAAAAGCUCUUGUUUCUCCACAGAUACAUCUCUUUUUGUUCACACCUUGGAUUCUUCAGAAAAUAGAAGCUCAUUUCCUUCCAUGAAGGUGAAGAACAUCUUGAUGAAUAAACAGUCAACUACCAAGUUCACAUAUUUACCCAUGUAGUGAGAGCUGUUUCUAAGAAACUUCAAAGGGAUCAAAACGAGGCAAUUGUAUAGCUUUUUGUUACCUAAUCUACAAAGUACUAAUUUCCUUGUGUUUAGCUUUGUUGUCACUGUUACUGAGUAAAUACCCAUUUCUGUUAUAUAUGGAACAUUUUUUGCUUCACUCAUUUUCCUGAGUUCCCAUGAUUUUUUUCUGUAGUUUCUCAUUCAUUUUAAAACCUGUAAUCUUCAUCUAUUUUUAGAAGAAACUGUAAAUGCAUGGCUGUACAUUUGUUGAGAGUUUUUAUGACAUUAUAGUGCUUUAUUUAUAAGCAUUGUGUCUUAGAAUAAAGCUUACAAAAUGGCAAA
Messenger RNA from Piliocolobus tephrosceles (Ugandan red Colobus), 7067 nucleotides. It is a transcript of the gene ST6GALNAC3, whose product is annotated as ST6 N-acetylgalactosaminide alpha-2,6-sialyltransferase 3. The coding region runs from base 649 to 1302 and encodes 217 amino acids. Gene Ontology annotation, molecular function: alpha-N-acetylgalactosaminide alpha-2,6-sialyltransferase activity. NCBI's taxonomy places the organism in Eukaryota, Metazoa, Chordata, Mammalia, Primates, Cercopithecidae. Gene Ontology annotation, biological process: ganglioside biosynthetic process; oligosaccharide metabolic process. The record is from RefSeq and is a predicted model, not a curated record. The transcript is spliced from 6 exons.